UGUAUCCCGUUUGUUGUUGCCAGUGAGCGGCAUCACUAUCAAAGCUACAAGUGGGCAACAUUGAGACAAUUUGUCUGUGAUAUAUUCAUAUUAAAAUUAGCGUAGAAUCCGGUAUACUGUAGGUGAAGCGGUUUUUUUAACAUGAAGGGACCCCCGAGGCUUUUUUUAAAUAAACGCUGAGCUAACCACAGUUUAAACAGGGACUGUUGUUGCUCUCCUGGUGGUGGAUUAGGCUGCUUACACGUUUUUACGCUGGAUACUUCGAAAGGCCUGAAGUCAUGCCUCGGUCCACAGUUGUGCUGUGAAUCCGCCAAAACGUUACAUCAAGUCAGUGACGCGGAGCCGAAGUGGGCGCUACAGCGGGGCUGCACCGGAUUGUACCCUUCGUAUGAAAGGGCUGGGUUGCAGACAUGCACUCACCAUCUCGUCAGGGCUAUGUGUCUAUAACCUUCACUGGACAAGAAGGAGGGGGCAGUUACAACAACAGUAAGCAGUGGAGGAGGCAGUCCUGCUGGAGAAAAUGGAAGCAGCUGUCCAGGUUGCAGCGCAGCGUCAUCCUCUUCAUCCUCGUCCUCCUUUUUAUUUGUGGAAUUUCCUCAUAUCCUAAUGUUACUGAUCACUUCAGAGGCCUUGCAGGAGGAGAGCUGGAAAAAGACACCAGCAGUGUCCUGAGGCCCGUCAUCCCUCAUCUGCUGCCUGAGCCAGUCAAACAAGUCCCACCACUGCUGCCAGAACAACCCUCCCAGAGGAAACUGUCCAAUAAGAGAGGACCUCCUGCCCUCCAGAACCGCCUACAGAAGAAAGGAAAUGCCUCAGAGCCGCACGACAAGGCGGCCAACGUCAAGAAGGAGGAGGGAGUGAUCAGUUGGCGGGGGUCUGUGAUCAACAACCACCAAGCCAUAGAUGGUGCCAAGGAUGGCUCACCUUCUAACCAAGAGGCCAAUUCAACUCAAGAGUCAGUAUCUAAGUGGCUGGAGGUGGUGCGGGAGUCUUUCAGACAUGCAUGGGAGGGCUAUAAAGACUUUGCCUGGGGCCACGACGAGCUCAGACCCAUCUCCAAGUCCUACAGCGAGUGGUUCGGUCUGGGCUUGACGCUCAUCGACGCCCUGGAUACCAUGUGGAUCCUGGGACUGAAAGAAGAGUUUGAAGAAGCGAAGUCGUGGGUUGCCACGGAGCUCACCUUCAACAAAAACGUAGACGUCAACUUGUUUGAAAGCACCAUCCGUAUCCUGGGAGGCCUGCUGAGUACAUAUCACCUGACAGGAGACACUCUGUUCCUGGAUAAAGCUAAAGACAUCGGCUCCAGGCUGAUGCCGGCCUUCAACACCCCGUCCAAGAUCCCCUACUCCGACGUGAACAUCGGCAAAGGUACGGCCCACCCCCCCCGCUGGACCUCAGACAGCACCGUAGCCGAGGUCACCAGCAUCCAGCUGGAGUUCAGAGAGCUCAGCCGCCUCACCAAGGACCCCCAGUAUGAGGCUGCUGUGGCUGAGGUUAUGACACAGGUCCACAAGCUGGACGGAAAGCUGGACGGCCUCGUUCCCAUGUUCAUCAACACCAACAGCGGCCAGUUCACCCAUCAGGGCAUCUACACACUGGGAGCCAGAGCAGACAGCUACUAUGAAUACCUGCUCAAACAGUGGGUCCAGGGGGGCAAGAAGGAGGACCAGUUGAUGGAGGACUAUCUGCAGGCAGUAGAGGGGGUGAAGAAGAACCUGUUGCAGAAGUCUUCACCUAAUGGUCUCACCUUUGUUGGAGAGGUCUCACAUGGACAGUUCAGCCCUAAAAUGGACCACCUGGUGUGUUUUCUGCCGGGGACUCUGGCUUUAGGCGCUCACAACGGCCUGCCUGCUGAUCACAUGGAUCUGGCCAAACAGCUGAUGGAGACCUGUUACCAGAUGUACGUGCACAUGGAGACAGGCCUCAGCCCGGAGAUCGUCCACUUCAACAUGCACCAGGGCAGCACCCGAGACGUGGAAGUGAAGCUCGCAGACAGACACAACCUCCUGAGACCAGAGACCGUGGAGAGUCUCUUCUACCUGUACAGGUUCACCAAGGACCACAAGUACCGGGUCUGGGGCUGGGAGAUUCUCAAAAGCUUUAACAAAUACACCAAGGUUUCCUCUGGCGGCUACACCUCCAUCAAUAACGUGCGUGACCUGGACUACCCAAGCCCCCGAGACAAGAUGGAGAGCUUCUUCCUAGGAGAGACCCUGAAAUAUCUGUAUCUGCUCUUCUCCGACGACCCCGACCUCAUCAGUCUAGACCAGUACGUCUUCAACACUGAAGCUCAUCCGCUGCCCAUAUGGCCUUCCACUGCGUGACACACACACACAAAUACACAGACACGCACACACCUGGAGGAAUUCAAAUUUUUUUAAAAACUUCACCUCUUAACAAAAUCAACAGCUCAGGGUUUAUCUUAGACCAAGAGAAUUCCUUCUUCUUCUUCUGUCUCAGUGACUGAAUGUUGUUGAAACAACAAAACCCUGAACAAAGAUCACAACUGGAAAACCCCUCUUUUUAUACUGAUGAUGGAAUCAAUAGUUUGAUUUGUGCUAAAAGCCAUGAAAAAAUGACAAGAGGCUGGUUCCAUUAGUGGCAACGCCUGGUUUAUUUAUUUGACUGGUUGUGGACGUCUGAUAGAGACAGAGUUAAUGCUGGAGAAGCAGAAAUGUUUGUCCUCCCGACCAUCCAAAGGGCAUCAGCUUUGAAGAAAACCCUGAUUGUGACUUGAAUCUAAUUGGUCUUAAUUACAUGAUAAAGGACCAGUGUGUAAGAUUUAGCAGGAUCUAUUGGCAUCAAUGGAAUAUAAUAUUCAUAAGUGUGUUUUAAUUAGUGUAUAAUCCCAUGAAACCAAGAAUCAUUGUGUUUCUGUUACCUUUGGAUGAGCCUUUUAUAUGUACAUAGAGAGUAGGUCCUCUUCCACAGAGGGUGCCAUGUUGCCCUAUGUGUCUGUAGUAGCCCAGAAUGGACAAACCAAACACUGGCUUUAGAGAGGGCCUUUUGGUGCAUUCCAUUUACACUCAGAAGUCAGAAUUUCCAAGUUCCCAGUUGGAGUUGGAUUUUUGAUUCAAAAGGUCGGAGGAACCUCACCAGCCUCUUCCUCAAAAUCCAAGAUUAACUCAAGGUCCUUUUUAUUAGCACUUGUGUCUCAUUAAAUCAGUGGCACACACAGCACUGUCCAACUUCUAUCUGUGGACAUGUUGCUACGAUGUUUGUAUGAGCAAAAUACAGCAAAAUGCAUUUAUUAGCUAGUAUUGCUGUCAAUGGCUAACAAUAGCUAACCUGGCUAGAACUGGUUUUCUGACUUCUUGAACUGGAACACUUGGAUGUGAAAUCAUUCCCGGCUCUGACUUCCAACUUCCAAGGUAAAUGGAACACAUCAUUUCAUGUUUUUCAAGAGUUUCGCGGUUACUGAAGGUUCCACGUGCUUUGAAGGGGAGGGGUAUUCAAUUGGUUGCAAUCUAUGCCUUCACCACUAGAUGGCACUAAAUCUUACACACUGCACCAUUAAUGAAUGAGGAGGAGUGUCCAGUUCAGCUGAUGUUUCCAGUUUAAAGCUGCUGAUAGCAGAUUUUUUUGUUGUGUGUUUUCACUUCCUUAAAAAACAAAGAGACUAUUUUUAUGUGAGAAAAAAAAACUUUGUCCCUCCAGCACUGUGUCCUUAACAGGGUGGAGACAAAAGCGGUGCUUCACCCUGUCGCUGUGAACUCAGUGCUUGAAGUGACAGCAGGCUGGUCGCCUUCGUAGUGAAACAACAGUCACCAGCCAUCUGACCUGAACUCACAACCUGACCGCUCUGCUAAAGUGUGUGUGUGUGUGUGUGUGUGUGAGACAUGAGGAAAAAAGAAAAAUCCUCAUCACACACUCUGAGCGCUCUAGUUAGAACUAUCCUCAGAUGCUCUACAGGAAUUUAAAAGCCGAAGUUCUCUGUUGAAGUGCGACUGAGCCCUCAGUCCAUGUAUCUUCUGUCCCGUGCUGCAUUCAGGUCAUAUGGGAAACAGUAAAUGUGACAUUUAACUAGGACUCAUUUUAAGGUCAAGUUGAACACAUUGCCUGCAGUAAGGUUGUUAGAUGACACUAAUAUUUUGAAGUUUAGACAUUUUCAGUUUUUAUUUACAUUGCCAUUACUGAGCUCGUACUAAGUGGUGGUGUACUGAGGUGCAUUAUAUUGAAUGGUCUUUCUUAUAUUUUGCUCCUCUCAUGUGUUAAUGGUGUGGAUAAUAUUCAGAACACCAUUCAAUAUAAUGCUCCCUAGUACACCUCCAUCACCCACUAUGACCUCAGUAAUAAACAUAAAGUAGAAUUAUCACCUUUCUGACAAUGUUAACAAAAACUGAAAAUAUAUAAACUUCAUAAAUGUAGAAAAUAAAGCAGAGCUGCUGUGAUGGAUUGGAUUAGAUUACACAUGUGUUCCUAAUGAAGAGGCCAGUGACUGUUUAUAUCAACAUGUUGGGCUACAUGUUAGUAUGAAAGGUGCUAUUUACGUACAGGCUGUAUACACAGUAUAAACACAGAGCCUCUUUUAUCAGCAACAUUGAUCAUUAGUGCUUUAUUUCAAUAUGCGCUUUGUUAUAUCUAUAACCUGUGUCAAACAUACGGCCCGCGGGCCAGAACUGGUCCACCAAGGGGUCCAAUCUGGCCCACUGGAUAACCUAACCCAAAGUAUGAAAAUUGAAGAAAAGUAGGCCUAAUUCCAGUUUUUAAAAUAAAAUGCACCCCUAUUCUCACUUAUUUUCACAGCUGACACUUCUGGUCCGUCCAUGGACGUCCAACUUGAAAUAAUUUGCUUAAUGAUAAAGAAUACAUUUUUCCUUAGUGGGGUUGAACACAUUAUAUUAUAUUUCUUACCAUGGUACCCCUAGAUGGUUUAUUAUUGUAACGCUAUAAUGUAUUAUGUAUCAUUUAUAGGUUAUUAUACAAUGGUUUUACUGGUUCGGCCCUCUUUAGAUCAAGUGGGCUGUAUGUGGCCCCUGAACUAAAAUGAGUUUGACCCCCCUGAUAUAAACGGUCAUUUAAAAAAAUAAGUUUUAUAUGAUAUCAUAAAGUAUGUCUAUUUGUCAGGUAUUUAAUUCACAUUCUCCAUUUAUUUAGCAGGACACAUCACAAUCAUAAACUUGCACAGAACUUAAUAGAGGAUUCAAUCCAUAUCUACCACUCAUAAUAAGAGCUCAGUAUUUUAUUAUCAGCCCACAGAAAUGUAGCAACACACUGCUGUAAAGACCUUUAUCUCCAUCUAUUCUCUGAUCAGUGUUCAUGAGGCGUUCAGCAGCUGAAUGAUAAUGGUUGUAAUCUCUCUUCCAAUUUCCCAAUUUUUACUCUAAGUGUUGAUGAAUGUAUCUCAGUGCUGAGCAGGCUUGGCGUCAUGACUCCUGUUAUGUUGCUGAUAAGUCUUAGGAUGUUACUGUAGGUCAGUGACAGUGUAGUGGAGGUUAAACAUGAACAGAAAAAUCUCAUAUGAUGUGAAUGCAGCAUCAGUGUGUGUGUGUGUGUGGGACUCAGUUGACCUCAGUCGCUCUCAUUCCAGUUUGUUGCCAGGUAGCAGAUUUCUCCCUCUCUACUGUGAACCAUUGAUUUUUUUUUUUUUUUUUUACAAGGACAACAAUGAACUCAUAGCAUCUGAGGUGUUUUUUGGGUUGUUUCUUUUUAAGUGUGUGUGUGUGUGUGUGUGUGUGUGUGUGUGUGUGUGUGUGUGUGUGUGUGUGUGUGUGUGUGUGUGUGUGUGUGUGUGUGUGUGUGUGUGUGUGUGUGUGUGUGUGUGUGUAUAGCUGCUAUUCUCACUGAAUGUUCCAUUUCUGUCCUCUUUUGUCUUGUUCUGUAGAGUUACAUUCGCUUCUCUCAAAAGAAGCGAAUGAUGAGAUUUUAAGCAUAAAUUUAGUAUAAUAUAUUGAUUUGUGUAUAUUUUAAAGGUGUAAUAAGUACAGUGAUCAUUUUCGUGUGUGUGUGUGUGUGUGUGUGUAGCAGUUCUGCAGCCAUUCCUGUAAAUACCAACAAUUUACCAUAAUGCUCUUAUACAGUUAUUGAUUUAAUGAUUCAUAUUGAGACCAAACUCUAUCUCUCUUAUACAUUCUGUGUCAUUGUUCUCCUCUCAGUCGGUGUUAUCUCACAUGUGCCUUUAAUGUUGCUCCAGACAACAUUUAACUGUUCAUGUUCAUUUCAAGCUAUUUUACACAUGUGCUCUAUGUGACUAUUUUUUAUUACAGUAGAAUGAAUUAAGGAUUACGUUUUUUUUCCUGCAGUCCCUCAAAGCAAUCAUUGGGUUUACAUAACACUGAUCUCCACUCUAUCAGUGUGUGUGUGUGUGUGUGUGUGUGUGUGUGUGUGU
This is a messenger RNA of Scomber scombrus (Atlantic mackerel), 6328 nucleotides long. RefSeq names its product mannosidase, alpha, class 1B, member 1b (gene man1b1b). Gene Ontology annotation, biological process: N-glycan processing; carbohydrate metabolic process. Lineage: Eukaryota; Metazoa; Chordata; Actinopteri; Scombriformes; Scombridae. The coding region runs from base 411 to 2324 and encodes 637 amino acids. Gene Ontology annotation, cellular component: endoplasmic reticulum; membrane. Gene Ontology annotation, molecular function: mannosyl-oligosaccharide 1,2-alpha-mannosidase activity; calcium ion binding. The transcript is spliced from 15 exons. The record is from RefSeq and is a predicted model, not a curated record.